GGUUAUUCGGGGUGUUGUUCUGUUUGGACACUGGGUAACGAGGAUCUUUGGCCGCGAUAACGAUAUCAACUCCUCUCUAAUUGCUUUUUGCUCUUUUCUAGGUUAUGGAGACUGGAACUCUGGGACGAACAGAGGUUACGAGGGAUACGGCUACGGCUAUGGCUACGGCCAGGAUAACUCGGGUCAUUACGGCUACGGCAUGGCCGGCUCCAACUCCUGGGACAUGGCCAAUUCGGACGUUGACAUGAACCCCGACGGUUCGGGCGGCGGCGACGCCGACACCGUCAUGGGGAAGAUGAACCAGCGCCUGGACAUGGUGUCGCACAUGGAUACGGACGCGAUGCCGGGGGGACACUACGGAUCUGGCGGAGACAGGUACGACUCGUACGAAUCCUACGACUCGAGAUCUUCCAUGAACGACCGCGACAUGUACCGCUCCGGUUACGAUUACAACGAACCCGACCAUGACAACGACAACGCUUACGAAGGUCCCUACGACAACUUCUACGGGAGCCGUCGGGAUCAAUAUCAGAACAGAUCCCGGGACAGCUUUGGUCAGCGGGGUCAGAACUGGGGUAGAGACGGACGCAAUAACAGACCCAUGACGUCGUCCUAUCCCGGGCGCAUGGGCGGACAGUGGAACGAGCCUCCUCAAUCCAUGGGAUCGCGAGGUCUCGGUCCUCACGGUUCCUCCAGGCUUCCUUCCCUCUUCUCCCACAACAUUCUCCCGGAACUCAACGUGUUCCAGGGAAUGCGAGGUUUCUCGGGAAAUAUGCGUUACGGAGGAGGAAUGAUGAAACAACGAAUGAGGAGAAACUGGAAAAUGUGGGAUUCGGAUUUUAAAGUAAGUAAAAAGAGAAUCAAAAAAGAUCUCACCGGGAAGAAACGGAAACAAACGAACAGCUCGGAUGAACCCGACAGCAAAGCGGCCAAGACGGACGGUUCCGAUAACUCCGAUUCUGACAACGAGGAGGGAACGGAAGGAGAAUCGGGAGAAAAAGAGGAGAAAGAGGGUUCCAGAGGCGAAGGGGAAGAUGAAGAAGGAAGAGAUUCAGAGAAAGGUGAGUUGAUGCGCGCAAUGGCUCGUUGGUGCUCCAAAGCUCUGCGUCGAGU
Antrostomus carolinensis (chuck-will's-widow) is the source of this 1113-nucleotide messenger RNA. RefSeq names its product A-kinase anchor protein 8-like. The transcript has 6 exons. Gene Ontology annotation, cellular component: nuclear matrix; nucleus. Lineage: Eukaryota; Metazoa; Chordata; Aves; Caprimulgiformes; Caprimulgidae. The annotation marks the transcript as partial. The record is from RefSeq and is a predicted model, not a curated record. Gene Ontology annotation, molecular function: protein kinase A regulatory subunit binding; DNA binding.